AUGGAGGCUCAGAAAGCUAAGAAACCUGUCGGGGGGAAGCUGUUGAAACAGUUUUCUGUCCGUGAGGGUGCAAUUCCAAUGGUCGGCAAAAAGGCCAACAAACCAGUCACAGAAAAGAGGAGAAGGGACAGGAUCAACAAAUGUCUGGUCCAGUUGAAGAACAUCGUGAUGAGAGCUACAGGCAAAGACGAAAAACGAUUUGCAAAAAUGGAGAAGGCUGAUAUUUUAGAAAUGACGAUCGGUCACUUGAUUGAGAUGCAUCAGCAGAAUAUCGGUAAACGUUUUGUGGACCACUGGGGCAUUGCUACACCGGGCACAGAAAAUCCGUCUGACCCGUUCAGUUGCACCAGAAGAACACAAGCUGUAGACAACCCACAAGAAGUUCGUACCCACACUAAUCAGAGUUUUUACCCGCGUCAUCUUUUCCCGACCCCUGCCUACAAGUGUGGGUACAGCGGCGAGAGAGCUAUCAAGGACGUCAAAUUCGAAGCAGACGAUUACAUGGAGUCGGACAGCAUCAUGUGUGGCUCUGCAUCACGUGUGUUCGUAUUUGGUGAAGAUGACACCGCCACAAGAAGUGAGAAGAUGAGAGGUUUGAAAGAACUUUCCCCAUAUGACCACGAUUCGCCCAAAGAAUGGAUCCACCCCUCCCACACCAAUAAACCUCUGUUUACCUCUACCCCAGUCGAAUUUAGUGCUGCUAAACCCAUCAGGACCUCUACACCCCUCGGUCUCCCGUCCCUGUCCAAAGGAUUCCUCUCCCCCGAAGAACUGAUCAUGUCUGGAAGAUACGACAUUAAUCUAAACACAUCUCCGGAUCUCCGAGUCCGUCUGUUUACCAGUAGCGAGGAAUCGUCUGAUGGAAGCCUAGAGAGAAGAUCUUAUUCUGGAUAUUCCAUAUCAUCGUCAUCAGGAAGCAGUGGCGGAUCCAACGGAGAAAAUGGAGUCUGGAGGCCAUGGUGAAAGUGAAGAUCCGAGAACUGAUAUAUUGCAUUUGUAAAGACAUGAAUUGUAUAUAUUUGUACAUAGCUAUUUAUUUAAUAAGAAAUAAUAGGAAUUACACAUAUGUAUGCGACAAACGAGUAAGAAAUCAUAUAAGUGUGUGCUAGGUAUGAUUGACUUUGUUGGAAUAAUAAAUAAAUUAGAUAUAUAAACAUGUACCUUGUACAUAUCAA
This is a messenger RNA of Magallana angulata, 1175 nucleotides long. Its product is annotated as hairy/enhancer-of-split related with YRPW motif protein 2-like. The transcript has 4 exons. Gene Ontology annotation, cellular component: nucleus. Gene Ontology annotation, biological process: anterior/posterior pattern specification; regulation of transcription by RNA polymerase II; regulation of neurogenesis. NCBI's taxonomy places the organism in Eukaryota, Metazoa, Mollusca, Bivalvia, Ostreida, Ostreidae. The record is from RefSeq and is a predicted model, not a curated record. The coding region runs from base 1 to 963 and encodes 320 amino acids. Gene Ontology annotation, molecular function: DNA-binding transcription factor activity, RNA polymerase II-specific; RNA polymerase II cis-regulatory region sequence-specific DNA binding; protein dimerization activity.